AUGCCCAACUCGACGACGUCCAAGGCGACGCUCGUGCGCCCAACGCUCGGGCAAGAGCGAUCGGAUACAGGAUUCCGCGCAUGUAUUUCCUCUGCCUUUCAGGGCAUGACCCCAGAACAGCUGAACGCGCUGGUGGAUGUAUGGCGCACUGGCGUCCUCCCCGGAGUAUUCUUCCGCGAUGAAAUGUUGUUGAAGACGUAUGUAGUCCCAUUGCUGCAACAAUGUCCACUUUCUCCCACAAAGAUCGUCGAAUAUGUGCGCAAAGCUGCCUCGAUGGCGCAUGAUGCUUCCGUGGAAACGGUGCUGAAUCGGAGUAAUCUCAAUACGACGCAACACCACAUCGAGCACAAGAAUGGCUAUCGUGUCGUUGGGACCCUUGGAGAUUGCUUCGUCGUGCACUGGAUCGGUCUUCCCGAUGCAUACGACAGCUUUAUCAAGCGAACAGAACUCGCAGCGUCCGACCAAACUUCCUCCAUCGACUCGAUUCAAGCGCUCGCGUCGCCAUCACUCGUCGUGUCAUCGGACUUUCAAAGCGCCGUCGCAGAGUUUGGACCCAUGUGGGUUAACCCAUUGGAUUUCGUCGUUCCUUCUCCACAGACGAACACGUCCCAUGGCCUACCUCCGGCGAAAAAGCCACGUGUAGAUACUUCCAUUCUCAAGCGGCUUCAAGGCGACGCGGCCACAGUCGUAGCAAUGCUCCUCCAGAACGCUGCCACAACCACUGCUGUUGACGCUCCCAUCCAGGCGGAAGAAGACUCGUGCGUCCUGUACGGUCAUCUCUCCCCUGCGCCGGCGCCUCCCCUCAAAGCCACGACGGUGCACACCGUCGACCAGCCGUCUGUGGUCAUGCCCAGUUGCAGUCGAUGGUUCUCACUGCAUUCGAUUCACCCGAUUGAGAAACGGAUGCUCCCAGAGUUCUUUCAAAAUAACAAGGCCAAGACUCCCACCGUGUACAUGGCAUACCGCAACUACAUGGUCAACACGUCCAGGGCAGCGCCCCACAUGUACUUGACCGCCACCGCAUGCCGCCGCAACCUCGCCGGUGACGCGUGUGCCAUCCUUCGUGUCCACGAGUUCCUCAUGCACUGGGGAUUAAUCAACUAUCACGUUCCCGCGCAUGCUGCGCCGCCACCGCAAGUGCCAACCCCGACAUCAUUUGAGUUGGAGCCACGUUCGCCCGGCACAUCGAUCGCUCCUGUGCUGGCAUCGCAAUUCGUGUGCGAGUCGUGUCCCUUGGCCAAACCGGUCGAAUUUGAGCUGACUCCAGAAGCCAAACGGAAAGAACGGCUCGUGCAGCAUGGCAUGCCUCUGCGCAAGCUGGACGCGUGGGGGGUCCGACCUGGCUCGGGUGUGUGCGCCGCUUGUUUCGUAAGCCGCAAGUUUCCGUCCCAUCUGGACCCGUCCGACUUCAUUGCGCUUUUCCCCGUGUCGGCGACACCGUGGACGACGGACGAGAAGCUUUGUCUCCUCAACACCCUCAACAAGUUGGACACGUCGCAACAGGUGGACUGGAACGACGUGGCGCAAGCAGUUGGUCGACCUGCCAAGGAGUGCAUUGCGCAGUUUUUAAAGACACCUCUGGAACCUCAAACUCCGACACCAGUGGCGGCGACUCGCCGUGGCGAAGGCAUGGCAGAUUAUCCCCAUGUGACAGCCGUGCCGGACUUGGCCUCCAUUGUGGCUAGCGCCGACCCAACGCUGGCAAAAGCUGCGGCGAACGCUGCGGUGGCGCAACUGGACGAAUUAAAUCUCCCCAGCCAGCAACAACUAACGUCAUCGACAGCGGCGGCGAACGCAAACAAGGGACAUGAGGCUGGUGCUCAAGCGCUGGUCAAGGCGGCAACAGCUGCGGGCAUGACGGUGGUCAAGAACGAGCCGGGGACGUCAACACAUGACGAGGCAGCGAAAGCCCAGACGACUGCUGCUACUGCUGUGGGGGUGUUGGCCGCCAAGGCGCAGGUAAUACGCAGUCUUUGACUAGGUCACGUCAUGGCCAUCAAAAGUUUGGUUGGAUCUGGGAUGCAGCUGUAUUCACGGUGGACUGUGUUGACGUAAAAAAGGGCAUUGCCAAGUACGAAGAUGGCGUGGUGAAGGGGCUCAUGAGCGACUUGGUACAGUGUCAAAUGCAGCACAUUCAGCUUAAGCUCCACGCGCUGGAGCAGCUGGAGGCGGCACUGCAGGCGGAACGAGAUCAGGUGGCCAAGGAGCGCUACGAAAUUUACGUCGACAAGCUCAACAUGGCCCAGGCCAAGUUGGCUGUUGCUUCGUCGGACGAAUGAAGUGGAUUGGAGUGAUGGCAUGAGCCACUGGAGGGGUCAACGCAAGUCAUUAUUUAUAGUCACGCGCGAAAAGAUUGACGGCGCCACGGUCUUGGCUGAGUUUGAGCGCCUUGUUGACGCCUUCGGGGCCAAGCACUUGCUCGAGCACGUCUCGGAAACUGCGGCAUUGAAUCUCCUAUCGCGUUUUCCAUGGCCAAAACCUGUGAGUUCGCGGCAGAUGCACACGACGAUGGAAACAAACCAAGCUGCCAAGGAGCAUCAACACAUCUUGCUCUGUUUCGGAUGCACUUGCCACACUCUCCAUCUAAAAGAGGGCACCGUCACCCUCC
Aphanomyces invadans is the source of this 2608-nucleotide messenger RNA. RefSeq lists its product as hypothetical. The record is from RefSeq and is a predicted model, not a curated record. Gene Ontology annotation, molecular function: protein binding. Lineage: Eukaryota; Oomycota; Saprolegniomycetes; Saprolegniales; Verrucalvaceae. The transcript is spliced from 8 exons. Bases 1 to 1977 code for a protein of 658 amino acids.